Morchella importuna is the source of this 1035-nucleotide messenger RNA. RefSeq lists its product as uncharacterized. The transcript has 3 exons. The record is from RefSeq and is a predicted model, not a curated record. NCBI's taxonomy places the organism in Eukaryota, Fungi, Ascomycota, Pezizomycetes, Pezizales, Morchellaceae. Bases 1 to 1035 code for a protein of 344 amino acids.
AUGGCCCCCAAGGUCUUUGCCACUGGAGCCUCUGGCUACAUCGGCGGUGCCGCUCUCGAUGCAAUCAUCAAUGCCCACCCCGACUACGAAAUUACCGCCCUCGUACGAAGCCCACAGAAAGUCGCAUCCCUAGUUGCCAAAUACCCCAACCUCAAGACUGUCAAUGGCGAUCUCGACUCAGGGUCCGUUAUUGAAUCCGAGACAGAGAAGGCCGACAUCAUCCUCCACUUCGCGGACUGCGACCACGUCCUUGCUGCCAAAUCCAUCUCCGCCGGCCUCAAGAAGAAGACCACCCCUGUCUUCCUCAUCCACACAUCCGGCUCUGCGAUCCUGCCCGACAUUAGCAAGGGCGAGUUCGGACAGCAGGUGGACGAGAAGAUCUAUGACGACAUUGAAUCUAUCAAGGAAAUCACGUCGUUCCCAAUCGAAGGACAUGUACACAGGGAUGUUGAUACCAUCAUCCUGGGGGCUAACUCGGAUAACGUCAAGACGGCGAUUGUGUGCCCACCGACUAUCUAUGGCGUUGGAGCUGGCACAGCGGGAAAUACCCGCUCUAACCAGGUCCCAGGGCUUACCAAAUUCACCCUGCAGCGUGGCGAGACAUUCCAGGUGAAUGCGGGGAAGAGUUAUUGGAACAAUGUGCACAUUGACGACUUGUCACAGCUGUACCUCCUCCUCACUGAAGACGCUGCUGCAGGUGGUAAGAAAGCCACCUGGGGCACAGAGGGUUACUACUUCGCCGAGAACGGAGAGCAUGUCUGGGGUGAGUUGGCGAAGAAGAUUGCCGAAAAGGCUAAGGUCAAGGGAUACCUGAGAACCAAUGACGUCGCCUCGUUGAACGAUGAUGAGAUCAAAAAGAUCCACCCAUUCGGCUGUGUUAUCUGGGGAACUAACUCGCGAGGGAGGGCCUCAAGGGCAAGAAAGGUUUUGGGAUGGACACCAAAGGGUGCGUCAUUGGAAGAGACACUAGAUGCGCUGAUCGACUCUGAGGCAAAGUCGUUGGGGAUUACACCUCCUGGGGAGACCGUCGUUUAA